Molecule: messenger RNA, 1762 nt
Organism: Bactrocera tryoni
Lineage: Eukaryota; Metazoa; Arthropoda; Insecta; Diptera; Tephritidae
Product: solute carrier family 35 member E1 homolog
Exons: 5
Coding region: 173-1333 (386 amino acids)
Cellular component (GO): Golgi apparatus
Molecular function (GO): antiporter activity
Source: RefSeq, a predicted model, not a curated record
GUAAUAAGUAAAACAAUCUGCCAAAAAGUCGGUUUGUUGUAGUUCCCGUACGUAUUUUCCCUUAAUUUAAAGGGAUGUGGUAAAAAUUGUAGAAAUUUUUAUUAAAAUAAACAGCUGUAGAAGGCUGCACUUGAUACGACGUGUGAGUGAUUACGUAGCUUAGUGGACAAAGAUGCGGAACCGAUUACAAACUGAGUCCACCAGACAUGUCCUGGCUGUUUUAACGCUAUGCGUACUGUGGUAUGUGAUCUCCUCAAGCAACAACGUCAUCGGAAAAAUGGUGUUAAACGAGUUCCCAUUUCCUAUGACGGUGACAAUGGUGCAACUGUGUAGUAUAGCCUUGUAUAGUGGACCUUUCUUCAAUCUAUGGCGUAUACGAAAGUAUCAAAAUAUUUCUAGAGGAUAUUAUUGGCGUUUGAUUAUUCCACUAGCAUUGGGAAAGUUUCUUGCAUCGGUCACAUCACACAUUUCUCUAUGGAAAGUGCCAGUUUCCUAUGCUCACACGGUCAAAGCGACAAUGCCGCUGUUUACUGUAAUCUUGACACGUUUGCUGUUUCGUGAAAAGCAACCUACUCUCGUUUACCUCAGCUUGGUGCCAAUUAUAACAGGUGUUGCAAUAGCUACCUUAACCGAGAUUUCAUUCGACAUGGUUGGUUUAAUAAGUGCGCUCAUAUCGACGAUGGGUUUUUCAUUACAGAACAUUUUCUCUAAAAAGGUACUUAAGGAUACCGGAAUGCAUCAUCUGCGUCUUCUACAGUUGUUGGGCAAAUUGGCGUUGAUUAUGUUCUUACCAAUUUGGGUAUUUGUGGACAGCUUUAAAGUCAUACAACAUCCUGCUAUUACCAGCUUCGAUUAUCGCGUGAUUGCUUUGCUAUUCACUGAUGGUGUUUUGAAUUGGUUACAAAAUGUUAUAGCCUUUAAUGUGCUUUCACUAGUUUCGCCAUUGACUUAUGCGGUUGCGAGCGCGUCAAAGCGCAUUUUCGUGAUAGCUGUGUCGCUAUUCAUUUUAGGGAAUCCCGUAACGUGGUUAAACUGCGUGGGCAUGACUUUGGCAAUAUGCGGCGUAUUAUGUUAUAAUCGGGCCAAACAAAUAACACGGAAGUCUGAGACGGUAUUACCUCUAACCCAAAAUCAUCGUAUUAAAUACGAACCACUCAACAGAAAUUUUGACCCUUAUUAUCAGGGUGCAACGACAAGUAACCUAAAUGGUUUCGCUAACAAACGUGGUGAAAAACCGUUCACAAAUACUAAUACGGUACCAACAAAUAGUUUACUAACGAAUGGCAAUAUAUUUCCAAAUGGUAGUACGGCGACACGUUUACUUUUUGUUUAAUUUAUGAAGAUAUAUAUUUGUUUAGUAGAUAUAAGUGAUAAUACCGUUAGGUGAAGCGUAGUUAGUUAGAUAAUAUUUUUUGUUGACGCAUAUUAUAAAAGAGAAGAAUACAAACCAAAUUGUUCAGCUGUGUAAAUAUAGUAUUUUUUUACAACUUACUCCAGGAAAGUAAAGUCGAGACACAGAAGUAAAGACAUGGUAUGCGUAUGUAAUAGUAAUGCAAUAAUAACUAAUUAUAUGUAUGUAAAUAAUAACUUUUCCCAGCGAGAUUUGUAGCAUGUAAAUAAAUAAAAAACAUAUGUCUGUAAAACAGGGUUAAUUUGUAUGAAUUUAUACUAACAUUAUUUUUCGUUAGCAAAUUGUAUGUGAAAACAAAAUCAAGCAAUAAAACUAAGUGACGCAAUUAUGAGGUAAAAAAUGUAUACAAAA